This is a messenger RNA of Chara braunii, 5842 nucleotides long. The record is from the annotation of a GenBank genome assembly. Lineage: Eukaryota; Viridiplantae; Streptophyta; Charophyceae; Charales; Characeae.
CGUUUUCGGUAUAAACCAUACCUGACCAUCGACAUGGCAGAAUUUGGAUAUGUGGAUAUUGAAGUGGCCAGCGUUGCCACCCCUUGGUGCACAACGUGUAGGAGGUUUUUUCAUUUGGCAGGAGAUCGUGAGUGUGUUAAGAGCAAACGAAGAAAUGCGGAUCCUCGAAAGUCAAAGAAUAAAGCUCCAGUUGAGGAAGAGGAAGACGGAUCGGAGAAGGUGGCAAGUCCGUCUGGGGAACGAGAGGUGAAAGGGAAAAAAAACCCGUCCCCCCAAAAGAAGGGGUGGGACAUAGUGGUCUGGAAGCCUUAUCAAAAUCCAACUCAUGAUCCCGGAGUGGAUGGGGUGGGGAAUCAGGAGGAGGCUCCACUCCAGGAUUUGGAAAUGAAGGGACAGGUCACAGGGCAUACGGAGGCCAACGUGGAGAAAGUGAGUGAAGGCCUUAGUGGAGGAGAAGCGGCCAAGACACAGGACACAGGGCUGAAUGAAGGAGAUAUCGAAAAGGAGGUUGAAGGGGUAGAUUCGGGGGAAGAUCAGGAGGAGCUAUAUGAGAAUGAAGAAACGGGUUUAAUUCGUCGUCGCAAUAUUGGAAAUUUGACCUCUCCGCCUAACCCGUCCACGGAGUGGGCUAGCGGAGACAAAGAGAAUCGUAAUACAACGGCGAUUUUUCUGUUGGACGAGGAAGAUCUAGAGGACUUGGUGGAAGAAGGAGAAGAGGCGAAAGAAGUAAAGGAUGAGGCUCCGAGAGAUCACUCUGAUUGCUUAGAGGAGAUGGUGGAUGAAGGCAUGGAGGGAGUGGUGGGAACGGAUUUGUGUGAUCAAGAAUCGGAGGAAGACAUUCUCGGAGCCACGGGGAAGGAAUUGGGUUGUGAUCCUCUUGAAGUGGAAAAAGAUAGUAUACGUCUUAUUUCUGAGGAAGAGGUUCAUACCCCGCCUCCAUCCCCUGACCGAGAAGAAUCUACCUCAUUGGACGUCUUCAAGGUUUACUUCAAUCAUUCGUACGAAGUAGGCAACCACAACUCUACUGAUGUUCGUGAAGCAAGAGGGGAGCAGUAUCCCUCUCCACUUGGUCACUCUAUUCCGAAAGGAAGCCACAUGGCCUCAGCUACUCACGGUUUGUUACAGAAAGGAUCCAGCUAUGGCUGCCAAGUGGCAAAGGUAAGUGACUGUAGCGGGGACAGCGCCGAGUCGGUGGAAAUGGCGGGAAACGAGUCUGUACCACCUCGAUCUCCCGCCAAAAUUGAGCCUUCCCAAGCGGUAGGGGCUGCUAGCAGGCGUCAGGUAAUGCUCCCAGGAGCUAUACUGGUAUGUAGGGGGGAGAAAGCCUUAGGGUGGUUCUCACCGAACAGGAGGUUCGUGCUGCGUAUAAGGAGUGACGGAUCGUGCGGCAUCGACCUCAUUGCAAGAACCGUGGGAACGAUAAAUUCGAUGAUGACGUGGAGGAACAGGGAGACGACACGUGUCUGGACGGCUGUCCACAGCAGCGGAGAAAUUGUCAGGCCGGUAGAGUGUGUGUCUAUGGAGGAAGAUGGCGGGCUGGUGCUGAAAGACGCGUUUGGAAAGCGAAUGUGGACGGCAGUACGGCUAGAUUCCGAUUCCGAUCAUGUCGGAAGACGAGGGUCAGACACGUGGAGGAGGAGGAGGAGGAGAAGCAGGAGCAGAGGGAAGAAGAAAGCUCAACGAGGAGGAGGAGGAGGAGGAGGAGGAGGAGGAGGAGGAGGAGAAGGGGAAAGACGAGGAGAAAGUGGGGACGGACAGUCUGAUAGCGUGGACAUGGCUGGUUUUCCUAAAGCGGUACAAGGUCAGCUGCAGGAUGAUGGAAACUUGGCCAUUUUAGGAACGAAGCGUGGUCGUCGGGGCCCGUUUUGGGCAAGAGGAGGAGGAGGAGGAGGAGAAGGAGGAGGAGGAGGAGGAGGAAGUGGGGAGGGACAGCCUGAUAGCGUGGACAUGGCUGGUUUUCCUAAAGCGGUAGAAGGUCAGCUGCAGGAUGACGGAAACUUGGCCAUUUUAGGAAAGGAUCGUGGUCGUCGGGGACCGAUUUGGGCAAGUUUCUGGCACCCCACGGACACGCUUCUUCCCGGUCAGUUCCUCUCUUCGACGUCGCGCACUGCCAACCGCCUCGUGUCGGGAUCGGGGCAGUAUGCCCUGCUUUUCUCCGGUGUCGGCAGCCGCGACCCCAUCAUCGGCAGUCGCGACAGCAGGCAGCCGCCGCAAACCGCAAACGAUCACGUCGAAGAAGGCUUGGAACUUCGGAGCAAUCGCACAAAAGGUGGCCAGAUACGUGGAAGAGUGGCCGCAAUUGCGGCCAGAUACGUGCAGGAAAGCCCCAGUGCGAGUGUGUUCGUAGAGCUUAGGAAAACGCGAUCGAAUGACGGCUCAAUCUUGCGUUACUGGAGAUAUGAAGUAGGGAGAGAAAGACGACGAGGACUAGGAGGAGUGAGACGAUCAAGAGGAGGAGGAGGAGGAGGAUAUGACAAGGACGGCGACAGUUCAAGUCCUAACUUAAAGACUCGACGUAACUACACAUCGAAAAGACUAGUCAUGAGAAGAUUCACGGAAGAUUCACGGAAGACUCGACGUAACUACACUAGUGCAGAGACGAUGCACUACGCCAACAGGACACUAAGUCUUGGUCUAGUCGGAAUCGAUUCCCAACGAAUAGUACGCGAAUCUUCCGUGAAUCUUCACAUGACUAAAUCGGGAACACUGCUUGUCCUGUUGUCCAAGAAUGGUCAGUUCGAUCUACACCGCAACUCCCGUGAAUCUUCCGUGAAUCUUCACAUGACUAAAUCGGGAAAACACAUACUUAUGACAAUGGCCUCCGUUCACAAGUCCCUUUCUUCUUCUUCUUCUUCUUCUUCUUCUUCUUCUUCUUCUUCUUCUUCAGAGAAGGAGGAAGGAGCGGAGUUAUUAGCAUUUGCCAAACUCCAUGACGACGGGGUGCUCAGACUAUGGGUGAAGACAGUGAGUGCAGGAGGCGAAUCCGGAGGAGGAGGAGGAGGGACGAGUUUAUCACUGGAUGAAGGAACCGGUGAUGGAGCGAGGAGAUGGAGAGCGGUCAGGAAGAUUCCUGACGAUAUCUGUCAGACGGAAAGAUGUGGCGUUGACUCAGUCUGCUUGUCACAUAGCGAAAUGCAAAAAGCUGCGGGUGCACGAAGAGGAGGAGGAGGAGGAGGAGGAGGAGGUGAUGGUGGUCCUGAAGGAGGAGGAAGAGCAGGAGAAGGAGCAGCGGGAGACGGAUAUAGUUGCUGCUGCUUGUCAGGUUCUCAUAAGACACAUGACGACGGCUCUACCAGGUACGAAGGCCGCAUUUGGACCUCCUCCUCCGUAGACGACCCGGCCAGCGCGACCACUUCGGUCGGGUUUCCGAACCUAGUCCAUUUCUUGGGCAAAGGGGUGAGCUUUGCACGUCCCGGGAUCGAAGCCGUCACUGCUGCUCUGGGGCUUCCCGCUCUACCACUAAGACUUCCCGCUCCUGCCAAACCGUUCCCCUCCUCCUCAUCUGAUUGCAGCUUCCAUGCUGGAGAUGGGCGAGAGAUCUGGACCGUCGACAUAAACUGCAGCGAUUCCAGUCCUCCUUCCCAUCACCACCACCUCCUCGUGGAGAAUGAUUCCUCUGCUCAGGUACUACGAAGUUUGACUACGACUUCAACUUUGACUCAUCCUAGAGUGGACGAGCGGAGGUUGACUUUGACUUUGCGUUCCACUACCGGUCAGAAACAGUACAGAGCGCUGAGGAGACUCCUGUGGACUCAGAUGGAUGAUCUUACCCGUCGGUCUUCAGAUGUAAAUCGGACUGCAGAAGCUGAGCAAUGGUCGCUAGCUCGCGUUCGAUCUGCUCUUAGGCUAGAGAUGCACAAUGAGGUCCCCGAUUCGAAAAAACUGUCUUCUCCUUCGGCAUUACCCCUGUUCCUGAGCGAAGUGUCGGGCUCAUCGAGCUCGUCCUCCCUCAAUACCCAUCUAAUAUGCAAUCAACCAUCGCCUGCUCCCGCUAGAUCUGUCAAUUCCACCGCUUUUUCUACCGCUAAGGAGUUUUCAACGUCAGAGGAAGAGAGGAGGAGGGGUUCAGUCCAUCGCCAUCUCCUUUCAACUCCUCCCCACCAGUCAAUCACAUCCCAUCAGUUCCUUCCCAAGAGCCCGAGGAUUCCACCACCUCCCACCCAUGCGUCUCCUCCGUCAGAAGAGGAGAGCACUCCAUCGCCAUCUCCUCCCUUCAUCUCCAUCCCGGCAGCGAAUCAAGAGCCCACUCAUGGUUCACCUCCUUCAGAGGAGGAGAGCACUCCAUCGCCAUCUCCUCCCUUCAUCUCCACCCCGGCAGCGAAUCAAGAGCCCACUCAUGGUUCACCUCCGUCAGAGGAGGAGAGCACUCCAUCGCCAUCUCCUCCCUUCAUCUCCACCCCGGCAACGAAUCAAGAGCCCAUUCAUGGUUCGCCUCCUUCAGAGGACGAGAGCACUCCAUCGCCAUCUCCUCCCUUCUCCUACUCGCCAACCAAUCACACGCCAUCGCCUCCUCCCAACGAAGCUGACAAUUCCACCGCUCCUCCUGUCCACGAGGCCGAUGUUCACUUUCCCCCCUCCUCCUCCACGCCCACCGUUCCUCACGGGGGCGACGACAUUCCACCAGUAUUUCCCUCCUCCUCCUCCUCGCCCACCGUUCCUCAAGGGGGCGACGUCAUUCCGUCAGUCUUUCCCCCCUCCUCCUCCCCACCCAGCGGUCCUGAUUGGGACAACGUCAUUCCAUCAGUACUUCCUCCCUCCUCCUCCUCCCCACCAACCGAGCACACGCCAUCGCCUCCUCCUCCUCCCAACCAAGCCGUCAAUUCCACCGUCCACGCCUCUCCAUUUCCCUCUUCCUCCUCCCCUCCAACCAAUCCACCACCAUCGCCUCCUCCCAACGAGGCCACCUACUCCACCCCUCCUCCUUCCUUGGACAAGUCCCCUCCGUCGAAGCAGGUCACUCCAUCACCCCUCCCUUCCUCCUCCUCCCCCUCCUCCUCCUCCCCCUCCUCCUCCCGCCCCGCGAAUCAGUCGUCACGGCUGACCUCUUCUUCUCCGCCUUCUCAGAGCAGAAGUUCGCUCCCAGCUAUGACCCCGGGCAGAGGUCGGGAUACUGACCGGAAGCCUACCCUCGCAAACGACACUCUACCCGGACUUAAGAACAGCACUGUGAAGGGGUCUAGAUCGGUCUUGGGGUUCUCGACGGCAACGUUGAUCAUUGCUAUCUUGUUGAGUGCCGUGAUCCUCCUCCUCUGCCUCGUUCUGAUAGUAGUGUCUGUGUGGUACUCACGGCGGCGGCGGGGAAAAAGGCUACGAACGGAUCACCCCAACGCCGGUGCAAUUGAACUGGUACAUACAAUUAGUGAACGUUACCCCGAUGCAGGGAUCGAGCCUCCUCUGCACCAUCCUCACCGUCAGGGGGAUAUCAUGCUGCCUGUACAAAUGGGGCACAGGAUCUCCCCGACCAGUGCACAGGUGCCGGCAUGAUGACGGGACCGCGGCGGCAUUUGGUACAUGCUACUAGCGGUAGCUAGAUGGAUUGGGACUGGGACCGGGAGCUAUGGUGGUAUUUAGUCCCGUUUUCCGUUUGGGACCGUGUUAUGUGGUAGGCCUAACUUCCCACGAGACCCCACCCACAGUGAUGACCUUACACCAUUCCCUGGCGCACUCCCACUGCCAACGAUCCUCCCUCGCUGAGGACCACUGCAUCACCCAUCUACCAGCCCUUGGCCAAGGGCCCUGAUGUAGGCACCAAAGCUCACAGGGAACCCCCCAUUAGCCCUGGUUGUUCUUUUUUUUCUUUUUUCUUUUUUCAUAGCCCCUGGUUUAGGCAUUGCCGCACGAG